AUGGGAAGUAUUCCUCAGACGGACUGGAUCUGUCUCUACAAACAGUUACUACGGUCUGCUUCACAGUUUCCGCAAUAUAAUUAUCGAGAGUUUUUCAAACGAAGAAUACGCGACCAUUUCAAGGCAGCUGUGAAAAACAACGAUAUUUCAGAAACCGAAUUUCACGUGAAGUGUCAAGAGCUGCUACAGGUAAUUCGUCGUCAGUCCACUUUAUAUCAGAGUUAUCCUAUUUCGAAACUUGUAGUAGAAGGAAAAAGUGGUGGUAAAGAAUCUUCUUGGUGA
Molecule: messenger RNA, 282 nt
Organism: Acanthocheilonema viteae
Lineage: Eukaryota; Metazoa; Nematoda; Chromadorea; Rhabditida; Onchocercidae
Source: the annotation of a GenBank genome assembly